AUGUCCUACUAUCAGCAACCCAACCUCUACAACACUCCAUCCCAGCAAAAUUUCUACAAUGGUCCGCUUCCGACGGGGUCCAUGCAGACAGGCUACUCCUACACCGGGAACGAGCAAGAUCGUCUACCAUUAAGCACAGGUAUUCUCGCAGCAUUUUCCUCGAGUGGAUAUCCUGGAGAGCCACCACUUCUCGAAGAAUUGGGAAUCAACUUUGGCCAUAUUAGAUCCAAGACAUUGGCGGUGUUGAACCUGAAAUCCAGCAGUUUGAGCGAAGAUAUUAUUCAAGACUCGGAUUUGGCAGGUCCUUUAAUCUUUUGUCUCCUGUUUGGUUCGCUUUUGUUUUUGUCAGGUAAGACUCACUUCGGCUAUAUCUACGGAGUCGCAUUGCUUGGAACAAUAUCUCUACAUUGGUUAUUCAAAUUAAUGUCUAAUAAUUCUGCCGACGACACCCUUGAUUUUCUUCGAACCGCCUCUGUGAUUGGAUAUUGCUUACUUCCCUUGGUGAUCCUGAGCGGGCUGGCAGUUCUUAUUAGACUGGACAACACGUGGGGCUACGUCCUUGGAUUCCUGGCAAUCUGCUGGUGCACUCUUUCCUCAUCAGGAUUUUUCGUUCGCGUGCUAAACCUUUCCAAUGCCAGACCACUAAUUGCAUAUCCCUUGGCCAUGUUCUACUCCGUGUUUGCGCUAAUGGCAAUUUUCGUUGAGAAGAAAGAAUAA
This is a messenger RNA of Ogataea philodendri, 717 nucleotides long. RefSeq lists its product as uncharacterized. Gene Ontology annotation, biological process: vesicle fusion with Golgi apparatus; endoplasmic reticulum to Golgi vesicle-mediated transport. Bases 1 to 717 code for a protein of 238 amino acids. Lineage: Eukaryota; Fungi; Ascomycota; Pichiomycetes; Pichiales; Pichiaceae. Gene Ontology annotation, cellular component: membrane; trans-Golgi network. The transcript has a single exon. The record is from RefSeq and is a predicted model, not a curated record.